AUGGCUCCCGUCAAGACCAUCGCGGUGAUCAUCGCCAUGAAGGCUGAGGCUGCGCCGCUCGUCGAGCAUCUCGGGCUGAAGAAGGCGGAGCCAAGCCCUUUCCCGGGCCCCAUCCCGGCAGAGGUGUUCAGCGGCGCCGUCGGCGACGCCACCGUGCACGUGUGCUGCAACGGUGAGGCCAAGGGCUUCGGCGUCGAUUCCGUCGGCACCGUCCCGGCGGCGCUCACCGCCUACCAAAUCUGCGAACACCUCAAGCCCGAUCUCCUGAUCAACGCGGGCACCGCGGGGGGCUUCAAGGCCAUGGGAGGCGCCAUCGGCGACGUCUACCUCGCCACCGCGUUCAAAAACCACGACAGAAGAAUCCCCAUCCCGGGAUUCGACGCCUACGGCGUCGGACACGCGGACGCCGCCCCGUGCCCCGCGCUGAGGCUGGCGACCGGAUUCAAGCCCGGAGUCGUGUCCACCGGCAACUCCCUCGACGCGCCGGACGUCGACGUCGAAUCCCUCAAGAAGAACGAGGCGAGCGUGAAGGAGAUGGAGGCUGCGGGCAUCGCACACGUGUGCGCCAUGUUCGACGUCCCGCUGCUCGCGGUGAAGGCCAUCACGGACAUCGUGGACGGGGACAAGCCCACGCAGGAUGAGUUCCUCGAGAACCUCGGCGCCGCGGCCAAGGCGCUGCAGGGCGCGGUGCCAAAGGUGAUCGAGUUCGUGGCGGGGAAGGAGCUCGGCGCGCUGUGAGUCAGUCGAGGGAUGUGUGUUAUGUGUGGUAGCUCUUAUUGAUCUAAUCGAACGAGUCGUCGUG
This is a messenger RNA of Micromonas commoda, 802 nucleotides long. RefSeq lists its product with no specific name. Bases 1 to 738 code for a protein of 245 amino acids. Gene Ontology annotation, molecular function: methylthioadenosine nucleosidase activity. The record is from RefSeq and is a predicted model, not a curated record. Gene Ontology annotation, biological process: nucleoside metabolic process. NCBI's taxonomy places the organism in Eukaryota, Viridiplantae, Chlorophyta, Mamiellophyceae, Mamiellales, Mamiellaceae. The transcript has a single exon.